AUGUCUGCUGCUCAAUCCCCCGUGGUUUUAUCCAGCUACGACCCGAAGGGCCGUUUUUUGUGCUACGUGAGCACCGCGCUCGAUAAGCAGAGGGUGUCUGUCGAACCAACUCAGAAACUGGCCACGGAUUCUGUCCUGAACGAAAACUUUCUGUCGUUGAACGAUUCUAAUUUGAGGUGUCUGGCGCUGGAAUGGACGUAUCUUUCGGCCAACGAGACGGUGUGCGUGCUAUUGGCUUUGAACAACGGUGAGGUCUGGUUGUAUUCGCCGCUGGCGAAUGAGGUUUUAUAUAAGUUGUCCACAGGCAACUCUUCAGAGGUGAGAGACAUGAGUGUGCAUGGGUCGUCUUUGUGGUGUAUUGACUCUCAGGAUUUUGUUUACGAGUUCGACCUUACCAGUUUUGAGUUGAAGCAACAUUUCCAAAUUGAAUCCUGCAGUAAUCUACAAAAAAUCUUGGUCCUUUCAUCGACGCAGUUGUUGCUGGCUUCACACCAAAUUUUCCUGGUUGACAUAUCUACAAGGCAGAACUUGCUCACUUUCCCAGGUCAUGUAUCUCCAGUCACCGUCUUGGAGAAGUUGACAAGCGACUAUUUCAUCUCUGGUGCGGACAGCGACAGAUUCUUAAACGUUUACGAUUUGAACUCCUCCGCCACAAAGACUGUUCUAGUGGCCCAGUCCAACGUGGUCAAGCUGUCUCACUACGAUCAAGACUGCAUCGUUAUCACCACGGAGGAUGGGACGGUGGAAAUAUUUGUGGACCCACUCAUCACCAACACAAACAAGAGAAGAACCAUGAAAUCGAAGCAAGCGACUAAAACUCUCAAGGCUAUAGGUGAUUCCAAUGACUCGCAAAUACCCCUAUUGAACGCAUUUGUCCACAAGGACAUCCUAACACUGUCGUACUUGCAAAAUGCAACAAUCCCAUUCUUCAAUCAGCUGCAAUGGAGAGAUCUGCCUGUGGAAUUUACCGUUAAACUUACCCUUAACCAGGGGAUAACGCAUCGCCCCAAGGACCGUUCAUUGCAUGGCCAAGAUUUGGCAUCUGUAGCCAACUACAAAGAGGGAAAUGCCCGUGUCACUUCAGGGGAUAAUUUCAAGCACAUAGAGGAUAUCAUUAGAGAUUUGGAGUUGGAGGAGAAGGCUGGUGAGAGAGCAAAUGAGGAUGCUGUCUUUGAAUCUUUAUCUGACAGACUGCCCACAAUAAAUACAACGAAGAGGAAAAGUCCAGCCAUCGGUACCGUCACCGUUAUACUAUCGCAAGCCUUGCAGUCCAAUGACCAUUCGUUACUGGAAACAGUAUUGAAUAACAGAGACGAGCGGGUUAUCAGGGAUACUAUCAUGAGAUUGAGGCCCACUCUGUCCGUGAUCUUGCUCGAAAGAUUGGCGGAAAGAAUCGCGAGACAGACACAACGUCAAGGUGCCCUGAACGUGUGGGUAAAAUGGUGUUUGAUUGUCCACGGUGGGUACAUGGUCUCGAUCCCAAACUUGCUCAAGACUUUGGCCUCGCUGCACUCGACCAUGAAAAAUCGUGCCAAUUUGCUUAACAGGUUACUGGUCUUGGAGACGCGGUUGGACCUAACGCUGAAUAGUAUGAAGCUGGAAAAUUUCGAAGCCGACGACGAAGACGCUUCUGCUACAUAUCAAGAAGAAGACGAGGAAACGGUGGAGUACAAUGAGGAAUUGGACGAUGCAGACCUGAUAGAAGACGGGGAAGGUGACGACUCCGAGUCUGAAGAAGAAGAGGACGAGGACGAAGAGGGCGACGACCCGAGCGCGCAGAAACGCGAGAACGGGGACCAGGAGGUUGCUGAGGACAGCGAAGGUUACAGCGAUGUAGAGAUGGCAUAG
Huiozyma naganishii CBS 8797 is the source of this 1848-nucleotide messenger RNA. RefSeq names its product Utp5p (gene UTP5). Gene Ontology annotation, molecular function: protein binding. Bases 1 to 1848 code for a protein of 615 amino acids. Gene Ontology annotation, cellular component: nucleolus. Gene Ontology annotation, biological process: maturation of SSU-rRNA from tricistronic rRNA transcript (SSU-rRNA, 5.8S rRNA, LSU-rRNA). The transcript has a single exon. Lineage: Eukaryota; Fungi; Ascomycota; Saccharomycetes; Saccharomycetales; Saccharomycetaceae. The record is from RefSeq and is a predicted model, not a curated record.